AUGCGGACGAAAAGCUUCGUUGCGAGGCUGGCACCUACAUCUGGCUUCAGCAAAACUGUCCAUCCGUCCCAAUCCCUCGCCUAUAUGGAUUCGGACUCUCGACGGUUUACUGCCAUCGAGAAACUACCUCUCCUUCGCCGGCUGGCACACGAUUUCUAUCACCGACUACGAAACUGGCUGAAGCUCCCCGUCCCUUCGAGAUACAUUCGUCAUCGAGGUGCAAGCUUUGACUCCUUGGGUUCCGGCUAUCUUUUGAUCGAUUACAUAGAAAAAAACGAGGGUGAAAUGCUGUCAUACACAUGGAACGAGAGGUAUCAAGAGGAGGGACUGCGCAGGAACCUCUUUCGAAACCUAUCCCGGAUCCUGUUGAACAUCGCUCAAGUGCCACUUCCGCGCAUUGGUUCCUUCACCGUGGACAAUAACGGAUUCUUACAUUUAGGCAACAGGCCACUGUCGCCGGUAAUGCAUCAGCUCGAGAAUGAGCAGAUCCCCGUGGAUAUCCCUCGUCAUCUAACCUACACUUCCGCAGACUCAUAUGUGAUAGACAUACUCAAUUGUGUACACGAUAGUCGGUUACGCCAUCAACCAAACGGCGUUAGCGACACUGGUGACUGUAUCUACCAGAUGUCGGCUCUGGCCGCCAUGAAAGCUACCUUAUCACUCUUCCUACGACGCGACCUCCGCCAUGGACCUUUUGUUUUCAGCCUGACCGAUUUACAUCCGAGUAACAUUUUUGUUGAUGAAAACUGGAAUAUCACCUGUCUUAUUGAUCUUGAAUGGGCUUUCUCCUGUCCCGUCGAGAUGAUUCACCCUCCCCGCUGGCUAGCGAAUCAGGCAAUCGACCAGAUGGACGAGAAGAAAUACGACCCCCUCCGUCGCGAGUUUCUAGAUGUUUUCGAGAAAACCGAGCAGGAGCUUUCCAUUCAACCUCCACACAGACUUUCCGUUGUCAUGAAACAAGCAUGGAAGAUGGGGACGUUCUGGUACACUUUGGCUCUUCGAAGUCCAAUGGGGCUUGCUCGAGUAUUCUACGAUCACAUCCAGCCGAUACUCGCUAACGGGCAUGAAGACAACGAUGGGUUUUACACAAUUAUGAUGGAAUAUUGGACCAUUGAUACGAGGACGUUCAUUGAGAGGAAACUAGCAGAUAAGGAGGCCUACGACAGGAAGCUCCGUCAGGCGUUUGAGGACAAAGUAGAAAAUCCCCGUUAA
Molecule: messenger RNA, 1212 nt
Organism: Fonsecaea nubica
Lineage: Eukaryota; Fungi; Ascomycota; Eurotiomycetes; Chaetothyriales; Herpotrichiellaceae
Exons: 2
Coding region: 1-1212 (403 amino acids)
Source: RefSeq, a predicted model, not a curated record